CUCGCUUUUCGAGCUUUUACAUCCGCGUACACUCUCCGUCUCGUGCUCUCUGUACGCGAGAGGAUCACAUUUCCUUCCCCCACAUGUCUUACUAUCCCUCUGAGCCGGAAGGCUCCGCUUCUUGGAACUACACAAUCCAGCCUCGUCUAUCGCGCGAACAGGUCUCUCCAACCGACAUCUCACAUGGUCGGCCGGCUUCUUCUUCCCGGGCGGCGGUGCCUGACAGCGAGAGCGUCAAGAAAAGAGGGAGAAUCACAAUGGCUUGCCUGCAUUGCCGACAGCGCAAAAUCAAGUGCGAUGGCGGACAACCAGCUUGCUCAACUUGCACAAGGCUCAGGCGUGAAUGUGUCUACGAAGCUGUUCGAGAGGAGGAGAACGUUGCUACUCGUGAGCGCAAAAGACUCGGUAAGGAGGCUAAAGAGUCGCGCUUGGCAGCUCUUGCUCGCCUUGGCAUCAUGCUACCGCCAGCGAGCGGGUCGAUGGGCGCUCCAGCCAUACACCAGUCAGGUCCUACUCGUAGCCGUCCACGCCCAAUGCGCUCCACUUCCGGCCGCGAUCUUGCGGCACCAUACCCUCGGAUUCCCUCUGAGGAAGACCCCACGGCGCUCCAUUCUCACCAUCAAUCUCUAGCUCACUCUGUCAGGCGACGAGGUGUGACCAUUGGAGGCCACGAAGUGGUUGAUCCGUCAAGCGGGCCUUUUCCACAUCGCACAACAUUGGUGCGGUUUGAUCCGAGCGAUCGCGUGGCCGGACGACCAUACCAAGCGCGUGCUUUCCAGCCUCCUCCAUCGCCCGAGCUGUGGUCUGGCUACGGCCUCUCGUCAUUGUCUCAGCCCUCGACACCUGAAGAAACAUAUAUGCUCCAUGCUUCAAUGUUGCAGUCUGAUUUGGCAACGCCAGCGACUCCCAGCGACGUGAUGCUUCCCUCGCCCUGGGGCCCACCCGCAGGUCUCCCGGCUCAAGCAACGAUGCGAGAUAUCGAUUCGCCUACCAGGUACGCAGGAGCAUCGAAUUCCGGGACGAACAGCCUCAACGCAAGUGCGGCACCGACGCCGGACGCUGCCGUGGCUCCACUGCCUCCAGCAGCGUCUUAUAUCUCACCCAGGACAACGACGCGAGCCAUGCCUUCACAUUAUCUCCGCGGACCUGAGCGAGAUGGUCCAAAUUCUUGGUCGCGACCUCCCACCGGAAGUGUGAUCGAUACGCGACGCAGAAGCUCGUACGACUCGCCCACAAGUGAUUACCGCCGACCUUCAAGGAAUCAAGCCGCUAUCUAUGAAUUUUUUUCACGAGUAGUAGCUGGAGCAAGCAAGCCAUCUCAUGGAGAGCUUACUACGGCCGCCACAUCUCUUCGACCAGCCAGACUGGACGUUCAGACGGAUGCCGAUCUGCCCACCGGCUCAGGCAGCACUGCAUGGCAGAGCGCUUGGCCUCCUCUUGCGCCAAACUUCCAACACGCUGACUCGCCAAAGCAUCGCCGUGAGAUCAGUGCAGAGCAACCUUCCGACUUCAACAACCCUUGGCUAUCGGCGAAUGACCGCUCUGCUUCUGGCUCGACGUUGGUAAGCAUUACUGGCACAGAUGCCGAGCAGGCAGGCGGUAGUGGGAGCUCGGCUUCCUCGGCUUCAAGAGGCGCCAGAGGUGGGCACAUGACGGCCAAACGCGGCGGCAGUCAGCUCAGUAGUUCUGGACGUAACAGCACCAGCUCUGCUGCCUCUGUUCCCACCCAAACAGAAGAAGCUGCGCAAGCCUACGCGCUUGCAAUGGCGCACUCGAGUACGACUCCGAGUCACACCUAUCUCGCGCCAGCCGAUUGGAGCUCGCGUCAAAAUUCGCUUGGUGGAUCUCCCGGCGGCAGCAAUAACAGCGGCCACAGCAGUGGUGUGCAUUCGUGGCAGAGCGGACAACAACAGCGACCCCUGGCCGAAGGUUCGAGGGCAACAAGCGGCGCUUAUUCGAUGCACUUGGGGCUGUCCUCCCAACAAACGCGCAUCACCGGAGAGACCGGCUGGGCAGGUGUGCGACCCGACGAGGUCUUCAUUUCGCCGGACAGUGCCCUCUCUCGAAGCAUGCUCGAGAUGUCGUACGAUCAGCGCAGCGCAAGCAGCGGGGAUAGAGCCACAGCAAACGUGCCGCAGCAGAGACUACAUGACUCACCCUACUCCGUGGACACUUCAGGCUUGACACGUGCGGAGGCACAAUGGCUUGCCCCACCUCCGUUGAGCGGUGCUCCGUCUCCAGACAUCUACUGGACGCAACCAGGAUCUGCGCAAGCGCAGCACCAGCUUCCAGCCGAUCAGCGUCAACCUUCCUUGGGUCCAUCUCUUGGGCAUCGUCAAAGUUUCGCUGGCGUGAGCGGGGAAUUGCCUUUUUGGCUCAGUCCUGAGCGAGAUCACAGCGCAGAGAGAGACUCUACCUCGGACAUGCAGAGCCCGAAGGGCCACUCGCGGCAACCAUGAUGUCAGUCCUGACCGUGUCCUCUUCAAAAUUGUAAGGUGCCGAGCUCUAUCAGCCACUGCCCUCUAUCACCGCAUUUUCGCAUUGUUUGCAACUGCAUCUUGUACCGUUCUGCCUCCUCGCGAAGGUCACCUUCAGACCUUUUCAAAGCUGUUUCUAGUGGAAUCAAUGCUCUUGUCCAGGACGCAAUUUGAGCUCAAGCCCUGCAUUAUAGGGUGGCUAUGGCCCACCGUCAUGUGGCGGUGCAAUUGCUCCGAGCUCGGUGAGCUAGCGUUUGCGGUGUUG
Messenger RNA from Ceraceosorus guamensis, 2742 nucleotides. RefSeq lists its product as hypothetical. The transcript is spliced from 3 exons. Gene Ontology annotation, biological process: positive regulation of transcription by RNA polymerase II. Gene Ontology annotation, cellular component: nucleus. The record is from RefSeq and is a predicted model, not a curated record. The coding region runs from base 84 to 2459 and encodes 791 amino acids. Lineage: Eukaryota; Fungi; Basidiomycota; Exobasidiomycetes; Ceraceosorales; Ceraceosoraceae. Gene Ontology annotation, molecular function: sequence-specific DNA binding; DNA-binding transcription factor activity, RNA polymerase II-specific; zinc ion binding.